Molecule: messenger RNA, 1074 nt
Organism: Pelobates cultripes (western spadefoot toad)
Lineage: Eukaryota; Metazoa; Chordata; Amphibia; Anura; Pelobatidae
Source: the annotation of a GenBank genome assembly
AUGGACGGUGGGCGCAAAUCUAAGCAGGGGUUGGCCGUGGCCCUGAUCUUCCGAACCCGCAAACUGGAGGAAGGACAGUGGGCCGAGGAGCAGAGGGAAUAUGAUUCCGACUCCACAGCUAGUGACAUAAGUCACCAAAACGCAAACCCUAUCAUGAGGGAUGACCUCCGUGGCUUGCUGCACGACAUUAAGGCGAACAUGGCAGCAGAAUUCACCAAACACUUGGCACCCCUGCGGGCAGGCCUCACAGACCUCGUGCAACGCACCAGCUCCCUAGAAGACAAGAUGGACGUCGCCUCUUCCAGAGCAAACAGGCUAUUCAAGACCUCAGGGAACAAGUUAAACGACUUGAGGAUGCCCAAGAAGAUCUCAAUAAUAGAUCGAGGCAUAAUAAUAUAAGAAUAAGAGGCAUACCCGAAGCCAUAGAUAUGGAGUCCCUCUCCUCCACCAUCAGGGAGACCUUCUGCAGCCUACUCCCAGAAGCACCCCCAGUUGAACUUCUCCUGGAUCGCGCCCAUAGGGCACUAUGGGCCCCCGUCCCUAGAAUGACACGGCCGCGGGAUGUGAUAGUGCGGCUCCAUUAUUACCACAUCAAGGAGGCCAUCAUGAGAGCCGCACGAGAUACACCCCUCCAAAUAGAGGGACACCAGGUCCUAUUCUUCCAGGACCUGGCCCCUAGCACCCUACGAAAGCGAAGAGAGCUGCGACCACUUACCCAGGCACUCACACGGAGACGGAUCCGUUAUGCGUGGGGGCACCCUUUCAAACUUAAGGUGCGAAGAAACAAUCAAACGUAUAUACUUCACGACAUCGCAGAAGCACGCAGUUUUGCAGAGAGGCUGGGCAUACCCCUCGUAGACGCCAACAACAGUGAGGUGCUCAACAUGGCCCAGACUUCGCCAAACCGAAGAGUCGAAACGGACCACCAAAAACGCCACCCACCCACGGGAGAUCCGAACCCUGAUAACCGAGAUUAACCACCGCUUGCCAGCAGACCAACACCGCACGUCCAGAUCAACAAGACUUCGGUGUCCCGACAUGGACUAUACCCGCUCACGUACCCAAGGACAUUGA